This is a messenger RNA of Closterium sp. Yama58-4, 591 nucleotides long. The record is from the annotation of a GenBank genome assembly. NCBI's taxonomy places the organism in Eukaryota, Viridiplantae, Streptophyta, Zygnematophyceae, Desmidiales, Closteriaceae.
AUGGCAGACCUCCGAUCUUCCAGGGACGAGGAGGGCGAGGAGCGUGGGGGCUGGGCGCAUGACGAGAAGGCGCGCGGGGAGCAGGGGCGCGCGCGCGAGUGGGAGGACGCGGAGCGGCAGAGCCGCGAGGCUAAGCUGGGACUGCACCCGCUGCAGGUGGAGGGGUUUUGGGCGUGCUACUGCCGCAUGGUGCGCCCAUCUGCGCUGCCCGCCCCCACGGACGUGCACGUCUUCAAAGACGGCAUCCGCCCGCUCUGGGAGGACGUGCACAACCGGCGGGGGGGCAAGUGGAUGGUGCGCCUGCGCAAGCCGCUCACCAACCGCAUGUGGGAGCAGCUCUUGAUGGCGGUGGUGGGGGAGCAGCUGGAGGGCGCGGAGGAGGUGUGCGGAGUGGUGCUCAGUGUGCGCUUUGGCGACGACAUUCUCUCCAUCUGGAACCGCUCUGCACCGCACAGCCUGGCACGGGACAGGCUGUGUGAGUCGAUUCGGAAGCACCUCGGCCUUCCACCUUCCUACACCAUGGAGUACAAGCCGCAUGACGCCUCACUCAAGGACCAUUCCUCCUACCGCAACACAUGGGUGCGCACAUAG